GCAGUCGAUGCAGAUGCAAACUGCAUGUGCGGCUGGAUGCGAAAACCCAGUGCAUUCAUUAUUCAGCAUUCGUGAUUCAGUGCCUAACCAUUUAAUGGGUGCAUGAUAGCUCCCUUAGUCAUCACCCCACAGCCCCAUCAGUACCUUGAUCGGGUAAAUCACCCAGCCUACUUGGGCGAUAACAUCAGUCCCUUCAAGCCUUGUGAAACAAGAAGCGGGAACCCACAUAAGGCACACCACCAUCGACAGACUGUAUGAUCAUGUUUUAGCACCUCGGAUGUGGUUAUGUGGCUCAUACGAGUGAUGUCAUCGUCUUGAACACCCAGCAUCGCGUGGUCAGCAGCUAAGAACCGUGUACGGUGAAUGCCCAUGGGCGGACGGCAGAAUGCCACGAGCUGGUCCGGCAUGCCUGACAUGCCGGGAAAAAUGCCGCAAAUGCGAUCGUGGUCGGCCAAACUGUGAACGUUGUAUCUCCAAAGGCUUGGUAUGUGGAGGGUAUCCCGAACAGUUCAGAUUUUGCGGUAUCGCUAGUCGGGGAAAGUGGAAGGGGGCACGUAUACCGGUCAGCAACCGAGCUUCUACUAGAGAACAAUCUUCUGCAACGGAAGGGCUAUCGGAUGGUGUCGCAGGAUCGACAUCGGUGGCUAUGGCUGAAGACAGCUCGAGAUCUCCAACUAAGGAGUCGUCGGUCUCGGAUGAUUCGAAUCAACCCCUGGCGGAGCUUUCAGACGAUAUUAGCGCAGUCCUUGUAUCACCUCUCACAGAGAGGCUGUUGACACAUUACGAUAAAGUUAUCUGUCCCCAUCAAAUUGCUGAGGUUGGAGACGAUGACAAUAAUCCGUACCGAGCAUUCAUUCUUCCUCUAGCACGCAAGCAGGUCGGUCUGUUAUAUGCCGUUCUAGGGCUAUCUGCCUCCCAUCUGGGCAGGCUGGUGGGGGAUGAAACGAUGCACGAGGCCACCGCCGUGGAGUUCCGAUUGAAAGCGAUACGCGCACUGAGUGGGGAAAUCCGAAAAAGCCAGCGGACGUCUUUGCGAGAAGAGGAACAGGACACGGUGCUCGCUAUCAUUCAACUUUUGCUACUCCAUGAUAUAAGCGAAUCUGGGGUGUCUUCGCAUGGAAUUCAUAUCACUGGAGCCAUGUCCGUGUAUAAGCAGUUGAUUGCCGACGGAUUGAAUGGACGUCGUCAGUGCGCAGUCUUCUUUCUCGGGAAUCUGGCUUGGCUUGACAUCGUCCGAGCAUUCGCUGGCGCUGAAAGAAUGUGCUUUUCCCAAGACGUUCGAGACUUGGUCGCUUAUGCAAGCGAUGACAUGUUUGAACAGGUUAAUGGAGUCCCGCGUGAGAUCUUUCUGAUUAUUGGUGAUGCGUUGGAGAAGUCAAAGGCGCACAUGCUGGGCUGGCUAUCAUGGGAUGAGUAUCAACUUGCCUUGCAUUUGGCCAAGCAGAAGCUUUAUUCCUGGGACCCACAUGGCAGAGCCUACCCUACAGCAGAUCCCUUAUGGCUGGCUAUAGCGGAGGCCUUCAAAUUCGCAUGUGUUUUGCGUAUCUUACGCUUAAUGGAUCCGCAUAAAUCAGCUCGCGACCCCGAAAUACAGGAUUGUGUGACAAAGAUUCUCGACGCGACAGCGAUGAUCUCCUCCGAUUGCUCAGUUAUAGAGCUCGUCGUUUUGCCCCUCUUCAUGGCCGGAGCGGACUAUCUGUCGCCUCAUUCACGGUACUAUAUUCUGGGCAGAUUGCGUGAAAUCGAGAGAAGGUCUGAAUUCCGUAACCCAGUACCAAACGACUUGUUAAAGAAGGUCUGGGAUGCACGCGCGGCUCAAGGUCCCGAUGAUGAUACGAACAUUUCUUGGACGACCUUUACACAGGCUCCCGGGCUAGUACGGCCACAUGAUUAUCUUAUACUUUGAUCAGCUGGGUAAACAGUACAGCUUAGACGGAUUGGAUCGUUGUUUUAUGGCAUCCGCAGUCAGUUCACGUCUUUCAGUCGUGUUCGGGCGAACCGGACGGCCGGAUUGGAUCACUUUUUAGGGAUCACUGACUGAAACGAUUAGAACGUGCUGGACAUGGGAUCCGAUUGAGAGAUGAUAUCUAUCGCGUUUGUGAUCACUAUAGAGAUAGCGUUGUGGAUAUAGCCUAUCUCACUCCGCCUCAGGCUCUUUCAGCUGCUGGUCAGGAUCCAAGCUUGUUUCUAUCUUGCGUAUGACUCGGGCA
This is a messenger RNA of Aspergillus homomorphus CBS 101889, 2210 nucleotides long. Its product is annotated as Zn(II)2Cys6 transcription factor. The record is from RefSeq and is a predicted model, not a curated record. The coding region runs from base 386 to 1906 and encodes 506 amino acids. Gene Ontology annotation, biological process: positive regulation of transcription by RNA polymerase II. Lineage: Eukaryota; Fungi; Ascomycota; Eurotiomycetes; Eurotiales; Aspergillaceae. Gene Ontology annotation, molecular function: zinc ion binding; DNA-binding transcription factor activity, RNA polymerase II-specific; transcription cis-regulatory region binding. Gene Ontology annotation, cellular component: nucleus. The transcript is spliced from 6 exons.